CAAAUAAAACUCCAACUUAUCUCCCUCAACACAAUUACUCAGUCCUGCUCCUCCUCCCAUGGCUCCCUUACUCCACACACACCAAAUCCAUCCCCGCACCACCUUAAACCGCCUCCACUUCCUUCUAUACUCCUUAUCCCUCCUCCUCCUUCUCCACCACCAUACCACCACAACCUCCUCCUUCCUCCUCCUCCUCGCCGAUGUCUUCCUCGCCUUCAUGUGGCUCCUAUCCCAAGGCUUCCGCUGGCGCCCCGUUCGCCGCUGGGAGUUUCCCGAACUACUCUUGAAAGUCACAGCCAGAAAGGAUUUUCCGGCUUUAGACGUCUUCAUCUGCACCGCCGACCCUUAUAAGGAGCCGCCGGUGGGCGUGGCGAGCACCGCCCUCUCCGCUCUAGCCUUCGACUACCCUUCCGAUCGCUUAUCUGUCUAUGUUUCCGAUGAUGGAGGUUCAGACCUCACGCUCUUUGCCUUCUUCGAAGCCGCUAAAUUUGCUAGGUGUUGGCUGCCGUUUUGCAGAGAGAAUGGAGUCAUGGAGAGGUCCCCUGAAGCUUACUUCCAGUCCAGUGGUUGCGAUGUUGAAGCAGAGAAAAUGAAGGUGAUGUUUGAAAGACUUAAAGAAAGAGUGGAUAUUGCUAUGGAAAAAGGUUAUGUCGACCUCAACUUAGUGAGCUCUCCCGAGGAGAAGGAAAUUUUCAAGACAUGGAAAAACUUUACUCGCAAAGACCAUCCUUCAGUAAUCCAGGUUCUCUUGGAAAGCAAGAAGGACAAGGACAUCACUGGCUAUCCCCUCCCAAAUCUGGUCUAUAUCUCUAGGGAGAAACAUCUAGCUUCUCCUCACAACUUCAAGGCUGGAGCCCUUAAUACACUCCUUCGAGUCUCUGAAACCAUGACGAAUGCACCAUUGAUCCUCACCUUAGAUUGUGACAUGUGUUCCAAUGAUCCUACUUCACCUCAAAGAGCUCUCUGUUACUUUCUAGACAAGGACUUUUCACCAAACCUUUCAUUCAUCCAGUUUCCACAAAGAUUUACUGGACUUAAUAAAAAUGAUAUCUAUGGUGGUGAGUUCAGGCGAUUAUUUACUCUCGGUGAACAAGGCUUAGAUGGAUUACAAGGUCCCAACUAUGUUGGAACCGGCUGCUUCUUCUCUCGUCGAUCACUUUAUAGUUCUCCUUCGGUGGCAAUGCCUUCUUCUGAUGAAUUCAAAGUACAGAGUUGCUUGUUGAGCUCAGAGCUUGUUUUGCUGAAAGCUCAUGAAGCAGCUAGUUCUGAAUAUGAGCAUGGUCGUAAAGAGUGGGGUUCUCAGAUUGGGUUCAGGUAUGGUUCUCUAGUGGAAGACUACUACACAGGUUACAUGUUACAUUGCCAGGGAUGGAGGUCAGUGUUCUGUAACCCAGACAGGCCAGCCUUUCUUGGAGAAGCACCCAAUAGUUUACUUGAAGCAGUAAGUCAGAGCAAGAGAUGGUUUGUGGGUCUCUAUCAAGUUUGUUUCUCUAGAUAUUGCCCUCUUUUUUAUGGAAGCAGAAAGAUUUCUUUGAUGGCAGGGUUCUGUUACAUGUAUUAUGCAUUAUGGGGAUGUUGGUGCAUUCCAUUAACCAUAUAUGGUCUUCUUCCUCAACUGGCUUUAUUUUAUGGCAAAUCUCUUUUUCCGAAGGCCUCAGACCCGUGGUUCUUCCUCUACGCCUACCUCUUCUUAUCCACCUAUGUUCAGGACCUCAUCGAGUUCAUGGAAGUCGGUGGAUUAAUCCAGAGAUGGUGGAGUGAGCAAAGAAUGUGGUUGAUCAAAGGAAUCACAUCUUCCACCUUUGGAACUUUGGAUUUUAUACUUAGUGAAAUAGGGAGCUCAGCCACAGGAUUCAACUUGACAAGCAAAGUCAAGUUAGAAGAAGAAAACAAGUUGUAUGAAAAUGACAAGUUUUCCUUUAGCACAGCUUCACCAUUCUUUGUCUCAAUGGGAACGAUAGCCAUUGUUAACGUCAUCUCCUUCAUUUUUGGAUUCAUAAAGGCUAUGAUAAGAGUUGGGGGGUUGAAUGAGAUGCUGAUUCAGAUAUUUCUUUCUGGAUUCAUUGCGACAAACUCGUGGCCUAUCUAUGUGGCAAUGUUCACUAGAAAAGAUGGUGGGAAAAUGCCAGAAAGAGUUACUAAGGCCUCUAUUUUGCUUUCCUCUAUAUUACUCUUUCUUGGUAACUUCUAUUUUACAUAAAAUGAUUAGCUAGGCUAAUGCUUUGUUACUUGCUUAUGAUUCAAGUAUGAACAAUGGAGUUUCUAAUAUGUUGGAUGAUCGAUACUAUAGUUUCCAACUUGAUAAAGGGGUUAUAUAUGUG
Molecule: messenger RNA, 2321 nt
Organism: Dendrobium catenatum
Lineage: Eukaryota; Viridiplantae; Streptophyta; Magnoliopsida; Asparagales; Orchidaceae
Product: cellulose synthase-like protein G3
Exons: 6
Coding region: 59-2200 (713 amino acids)
Biological process (GO): plant-type primary cell wall biogenesis; cellulose biosynthetic process
Cellular component (GO): trans-Golgi network; plasma membrane
Molecular function (GO): cellulose synthase (UDP-forming) activity; mannan synthase activity
Source: RefSeq, a predicted model, not a curated record